ACAGAAAACUGGAACUGUUCGAUCGAAAACUACAAAGUCAGAGCUUGUGAAGAAGGAAAGCACCGUCGAGACUCAAAUGUCGGUGGAUUCGAAUGCCCUGAACACAAAUUCCCUGAAACCAUCCAAAUCCACAAAAGUCUUAAACUCUGCGAGGUACGCGGAAAAAGAGAAGCAUUUAGAUGUCGUUGCAGAUAAAAAAACAGCCGACAAUUGUCAUCAUUCAGAAAGAGUGAAGCCAGCGAAGAAAAUAAUGUUGUAUACGAGUUCUAACAAUCAAUCGAGGCAAGCAGUGUCUCGCCAGAAACACCGCGCUCCUAGCAAUCAACCAGUAUGGCGGCCAGGUGGCGCAGCGAAAAUCCCUACUUUUAAUAACGUGACGACCUUGGUCCAGAAAACUCGUCCAGCGACGCAUAACAGAGAAAAAACAAAUUUGGAGAACGCAAGAGAGGAGAAACAUGGACGAACGGUGAGCGAAUUUAAAAAGAAACCUUCCACCGAGAUAUAUUCGUGCAAAGAUGUCCCCAAAUUGAACGUCGACAAUUCGAAGAUCGCGAGCAAACGAAGUGACGCGAGCUUGAACAUCAGCCCGAGAUCGAAACCGAGAUCGAGGAUAUCACGGCCCGUGUCAAAGAAUUUUAACGAAUCGGAAAAGCCUUUCACGUGUGUGAAGAACUACGCUCGCAGGUCCGUGUGUGACAUGAUUCACGAGCGAGUCACGACAGAGUCGAAAGUUCUCCGAGCACUUGAGGAGAUCAUAAGAACCACUUCAGAAAACAACGAGGGGGAAAAUGUUGGGAACGUGACGCACCGUACGUUUCGGAAUCAACUUCCAAACGAAACGUGUUCUGCUGAUUUAAGAAAAACGAGCGAGUCAAUUGUAGUUGAAGAAGAGAUGAAAGUGAACGAGGAGGAACCAACGAGGGACAUCGAUUCCGAGCGAUACAAAAAGAGCCAGUUGAACAAAAGAUCUCAGGGGGAUCUGUCGGAAAAUAUUCUGAAGACAGGAGAAUACUCUUUGGUAUCAAUCGUGCCAAAAAGUUUGACUCCAGUUCUAAGAGCUGGCGUUGGGAAAGAUACCAAAAACGUUGGGACAAGUGGAAAUUUCGGACACAUACCGUCAGAAGUUGAACGAAAUAUCUCUUUAGAAACUGCUGCGAGUUGCAGAAUUUUGGAUUUCAAUACAACUUCAGUUGAAACUGAUGAAAUAGAAGCUUGGAAAUCCGACGCUGUCUCAAACCAAAAAUGUAAAGACAAGAAAUUCAAUGAAAAUGACAUUUCGAAGGAGAAUUCUUCUUUCACCGAUGACAACGAGAAACAACAAAAAUACCAUGACACGGAGCCGAAGACUUCCAACAAUCUGUCGAUUGUUAAGAUAGAGAAGGCAAGAGUGAAUUCUCACGCAAUAUCGUUGAGUAUGUUGAAGGAAUUUCUUUACGAUCAAGGUGUCGACGUUGAUCUGGUGAAUAAAGCCGAAAGAUAUCUGAAAGGCAAGCAAAAAGCACGCAAAGGCUUGAGAAAGAAGUCGAUCAGCUUUGCCGACGUGUCUUCUUACGUAGAACACGAUCGACAUUUCGGAAAAAGAAUGGUCCUGAGAAAGGAGCAUUCUUGGGAGGAGGAAUUGGAAAACGAGAUAAAGAAAGAUGAUAGAAAAUGUAUUAAGAAAGAUAUCGAGGGAAAUAUUGAAAAAAAUGUCGAGAUAAAGAAAGAUGAUAGAAAAUGUAUUAAGAAAUAUAUCGAGGGAAAUAUUGAGAAAGAUACUGAAAAAAAUGUCGAGAAAAAUAUUGAGAAAGAUGCUGGAAACGAUAUGAAAACUGAUGUCGAAAGAUUUAAAGUUCUUUCUGAAAGAGAGAUUUCUUCGCCAAGAAUGAGAGAUGUGACAACAUGCACAAUUAAGGACAGCAACAACGCUUGCACUCAGACUGUUUUCCAUUGUAGGACAUCCAAGGGUUUGCAGACUAUUUUUAAGAACGACAGUUUAACUACAGAGGAGACACAAACGGAAGUGGAACGAAGGAACGCGUGUACGAUGACAGAGUCGCUUCGUGUUAGAGAUGAUUCCGUAGAAACGCCAAAGAUCUGUUGCAGUUGCAAGUCUGUGAUCACUGAACGACUCGACGAGUUUCAAAAUGAAGAGUCGAAAUUUAGGAAGACUCGGCAAGACUCGGGAAACUCGAGAUCUCGAGGCGAUCCUCGCAGAAAUAUUUCUACAGACGUUGAACGGAGGGAGAAAAUUAGCGAGAACGAGUUUGAAAACGAAGAUUCAAAGUUGAAAAUUCGGAAAGAAUAUCCAAAAGGUUCAGAAUCUCGAAAGGAUUUUCACGAAGAAGUUCUGAGAUGUUCGAAGAAAAUUGACAAAACUUCAUCGAGACAGUGUUCCCUAGUGUAUCAAAAAUUAUUCCAUCAAAUGCAGGAAGAACACGAGAAAUCGAACGCAUUGCUGACAUCCGUCGAUUCGUCCACGACGCAUAGUUUAUCCUCCAAAUCGUCGAAGGAUCAUAACCUUCAUUUUAAUGAAAAUGGAACCAAAGAGGAACCCAAAGACGAGGAUCGUUCUCCUGUUAGGAUAGUUUCCAGCGGGAUCGUAGCUGCUCUUCAAGUAGCUGCUAUCAGAGCUCGAAACGUGUACAGAGCCUUUGACAUUCACAAACGAAUAUUAAGAAGCGAUCUGAAGAAACUGAGGAAACAGUCGAGACAGAGGAAGAAGCUCGACAAAGUCCUCGGAACUCGCGAAGAAGAACGUGCGAAAACUGUGUCGAAAAGCGACGUUGUCCUGAAUUUUAAAAAGCAAGUUGUUCAAAGAGGGAACGAUAGUAAAAAAACGGUCGUCGAAGUGUUUAAGAACCUCAGGCGAGCGGAAGUCGCGUCGAAAGAAUUUUUAGGCGAAAUGCUCUCGGACUCUCGCAGCGAAUCUGAAGACAAUCUUGAAAAGAAUCUUGAUUUCGUGAAUACUGUGUCAACGAAUGCUUCCUCCAGUCAGAUUAGUUUCAAAUCAAUCGACUUGGAAAUUCCGAAAAGAUCGUCCAGUAGCGUGAUCUUGAGGAACGUGAGGUCCUUGAUGGAAUUUCUGGUGAGCCAGGCCGACGACGCAACGUUCGAAAGGAUCGAGCGUCGUGUUGAGAAACAAUCGAACACGCGCGAGGCGAAAUUUUCGGGGAACGUGAGAAUGGAAAUCGUGAAAAUGAACAGGCGAUUUUCAUUUUUCUCGAAGGAGAAUUUAUUACUUCUGGUAUAUGGUAUGUUGUGCUCCGUCGUUUUCUGGUGUUUGAACUUUACGAUUACUUGCGACGUUGUCUUA
Messenger RNA from Heterotrigona itama, 3295 nucleotides. The record is from the annotation of a GenBank genome assembly. NCBI's taxonomy places the organism in Eukaryota, Metazoa, Arthropoda, Insecta, Hymenoptera, Apidae.